Molecule: messenger RNA, 3030 nt
Organism: Zymoseptoria tritici IPO323
Lineage: Eukaryota; Fungi; Ascomycota; Dothideomycetes; Mycosphaerellales; Mycosphaerellaceae
Exons: 2
Source: RefSeq, a predicted model, not a curated record
UCAUCUACGGCACCAUCGCUGUCGUACGAGCACACAGUCGAUGGAGCUCCUGCGCCAACUCGAACGGUGCUGCUUCAUGGGGAGGUCCAGACCAGCGCGGGCAUGUUUCGAAAGAAGAAGGAAUAUCUCGUGCUGACGGAGGUGCACAUUAUUCGAUUCAAGUCACAGGUCAAAGCGGCGGAGACCUUCAAAGCGAUUCCUCACAAUAAUGUCCCGGGGAGGAGUCCGUUGGUCAAGCAUGGUUCUAUGCCUUCAGUCGGUUCGCAGAGUGAUCUGCAAACGCUGUCUGAUUCGUCGGGAGACAAGCAUGGGAGAGUACCAUUGAGGCAGGUGGUGGCCGUGCAUAAGCUGGAUGAUGGGAAGCCAUACUUUGCGUUGGAGAUGUGCUAUUUGGACGAGGAGAAUUGUCAGGCUUCUGCCAUGACUUUACAAUUCGGCAAUCCGGAAGAAAGAGAUGUGUGGUUGAAGAGCAUUCGGGGCGCGGUAGACGAUGCACGUCUGCGGGAGACCAACUACAUUUCUCCGUUCAACCUGGAGAAUGUCGCUCGGAUCGUGGAGCGCGACAACGACUACGAUCCGCACAAUUGCGCCAUCUUCAAGGUCGUUCAACGACAGGCGGCGACGAAAUCUGGAAGUCGAUCAUCCGCGGACGAUCUUGGCAAAGUUGCGUCCACAGUAUGUUUUCUGGUCGUUGGCGUACACAAGCUGCAUCUGGUCCAGCUUACAAAACCUGUCGCGCGAGCGUCGAGUCCAGCGCUUGGAAUGAAUAAUUCGCAAGUUUCCCACGGUCUCCUCACCCUUACAGCAGCAAAGGUCAGCAGCUACGACGAUACCUUUGAACUUACCAUACGACAGCCUUUGCAAAAGGGCAGGACGUUAUACCUCGCAUCUUCAGCUUCAUACGAGAUCGCCGCACGAUUACACUUUGCGGACAACUUCCUGAGGCCCGAAAGCGGAGAAAAGCUGAUCAAGUUCAGCGCACCGAGGGAAGUGUACGAUUUGUUGGAACCUCCCGCUGCAUCAGAUGUGGAAGAGCACAGCUGUCUGGACCGUACGCUCAUUGCAUAUUGCGUUGCAUAUGGCGUGAAUCCUGCAAAUGUACGAUAUACCAUCAAUUAUGCCUGCGAGGAUGCGCCAGGCUUCGAGCUUCUGCCUCCUGCAGAUCAACGGCGGCCGAAUUACGGACCCUUGGAACUUCUCGCAAUCAUGCGCGCGCUACGAUACAAUGAGAGCUUUGGCAGUAUUUCCUUCGCCAACAUUGCUCUCGACAGCCUGAAUGGACUCCACGACCCCUACGGACACGAGCACGUGUGCACGCGCACGAAAAUGGGCACAUUGAUUUCGCGGCUAACAACGGAAGAGCUGAGUCAAUCGUCAUUACUCGUCCAGGAAAUCCGCGCUCUUGCGGCAACGAGCAAGAAACUGCGACGCAUGGACUUCUCUGGCUGCAUGACCAACCACACAGCGCCGGCGUCUACGGACAAGGGAGAGACCCGGACGAAGGACAUCGGAUGUGGCAUAGUCGAAGCAUUGUUCCCGCUGUGCAAACACCAGACUACAAACGUCGACUGGAUCUGUCUGAACGGCAUUGAGCUGAGCGAGACGGAUCAAGAUUACCUCGUGGGAGCCGCAGUCGACAAGUCGUGCCAUUUCCGUGCCAUCGAGCUCAAUCGAUGCGGACUCAAUGACCGAAGCAUGGGUCUCAUCUUGGACGCGCUGAGAGUACAGGAGAACACGUUGGAAGCGCUGGCGAUUGCAGGGAAUGCUGCAAGGUUGAACCCGUCCGCGUUUGACAGUCAGCUGGGCAUGUUCGGUUUCAUCCGCAAACUGAACUUGUCGAAUGUUUCAAGAACGUCCGGCUCGGAACCUUUUCUGCAGGCGGAAACGCUGCUCAUUUGGAGGCUGCAAGAGUUGAGGUUGAGUGGCACCGCCUUGAACUCUGCCACGAUCGAUGCUGUCUCGACGUAUCUCGCGCAUCCGCAGUCCGAGAGUCUGCACGAGCUGUACGUGGAUCACACAUAUCUCUCGGGCAAGGAUGUCGCGACGCUGUUGCAUAGCCUGUCGUUUGGUCGGAAUACAGUCCGGGAUAUGCAUCUCGACAUUAGCCAGUGUCUUCUGAGCAAAGGCAUCGAGCAAGUCACGCAAGCGCUUUCGAUGGGCCUCACUCCAUCCCAUCUCAGCAUGCGCGCGAUAGAGUACCGCGAAGAGUCAAUGUUCCGCAAGGUCAUCGCGGCUGUUACCCACAACAAGACUCUGAAGUUCCUCGACAUGUCGCAAACAGCAUUACCUGGCGAUGCCAGUGAAGAGACGUGCAAAGCUCUCUCCAAGCUCCUCGCCGAAAACGACACUCUCCUUGAACUCGACAUCUCAGGCGAUGACUCCCGGCUGGCGACGUCCAAAUUCGGCCCGGGCAUCAAUGAGACACUGAACGGUCUGAAGCAUAACACCACCCUCUCCGUCUUCCGCAUUGAGAAGCAGAGACUGGGCGUACGAGGCGCAAGUACCCUCGCGGAAGUGCUCCGUGUGAACCGCGCCCUACUGGAACUACACUGCGGCAACAACGACAUCCCUCUCCAAGGCCUCACCGACCUCGUCAAUGCUCUCAUCGACAAUACCACCCUCGUUCACCUCCCUCCUAUGGAUGAUGGCCGCGCAGCAGCUUUCAAAGCCGCCGAAUCGACAAUGAAAGUCAUGAACUCCGACCACGACCCAACGUCGCUAUCGCCCGAACACGCAAAAUCCACCUCGGCCAUGAAACGAGGUUUCGCCAACGUGCCCAAUUCUCAUUCCUCCCGCAGCCCAAAUGCAAUGAACCUCACCCUCCCCGCGCACAAAAUAAAACACCACAGUCCCACUCACUCCAUCGCCUCCGCUCCCAUGCCAUCGACGAAUUUCACUGCGCAAGAUAUCCAGACGACGCAACGUCUGCUUUCUGAGCAAUGGGACCGCCAAUGCUACCGACUCGAACAGUACCUCCAUCGAAAUUGGUGUUUGCGAAACGGCGUGGAAGUACAAAUGGAAGUCGAAGAC